Molecule: messenger RNA, 1619 nt
Organism: Cercocebus atys (sooty mangabey)
Lineage: Eukaryota; Metazoa; Chordata; Mammalia; Primates; Cercopithecidae
Gene: DNASE1
Product: deoxyribonuclease I
Exons: 11
Coding region: 623-1489 (288 amino acids)
Biological process (GO): DNA catabolic process
Cellular component (GO): nucleus
Molecular function (GO): DNA nuclease activity
Source: RefSeq, a predicted model, not a curated record
GCGGCGCUUGCCGCAGGUGGAGUCUAUUAGUUUUGAUAAAGAGUUAGGGCAAGUUUAGGGCACUGUGGCAGCAUUGAGGUAAAGUCUGGUUCCUCCCCAGCUCGCUCAGGAAAUGUUCGCGGAUACAAUGGCGGCCCCCUCUGGGCAUACCUGCCUGUGGAGCGGAGAGUGGACAGAGUGAGGGGAACCGGGAGAGGCACCGAAUCUGGCCUGGGGGUCCGGGAAUCUUCCUCUCAGGUCCUGCAGGCUCUGCCUCUGGUGUGGAAGAGCUCACGGUGAAGCACUCCUGCCCAGGACCUGAGGAGCCGGCCACUGUUCAGAAGGCCCCAGCUUGAAGGACCAGAGAGCCGCCCAGCAGCAUGACACAGGCAAGCUUUUGGAGGUGACAUUUGCCCCAGGGAAGGUCACAGCUGCCUGAACCUUUAAAACUCCCGGACACACUGCCUGUGCAGGAUCUGGAACCCAGCAGCACUGCCAGGGCCUUGAAGUGCUUCUUCAGAGACCUCUCUUCAUAAACUACUUUUUUUCUUAAAGCAGCAAAAGGAGAAAAUUGACAUCAAAGGGUAUUCCAGAUUCUUGAUAGCCUUCUCAUCAUCUCUGAGGACAUCCCCAUCAUCUCAGGAUGAGGGGCAUGAGGCUGCUGGGGGCUCUGCUGGCACUGUUGGCCCUACUGCAGGGGGCCGUGUCCCUGAAGAUCGCAGCCUUCAACAUCCAGACAUUUGGGGAGACCAAGAUGUCCAAUGCCACCCUCGUCAGCUACAUUGUACAGAUCCUGAGCCGCUACGACAUCGCCCUGGUCCAGGAGGUCAGAGACAGCCACCUGACUGCCGUGGGGAAGCUGCUGGACAACCUCAAUCACGAUGCACCAGACACCUAUCACUAUGUGGUCAGUGAGCCACUGGGACGGAACAGCUAUAAGGAGCGCUACCUGUUCGUGUACAGGCCUGACCAGGUGUCUGUGGUGGACAGCUACUACUACGAUGACGGCUGCGAGCCCUGUGGGAACGACACCUUCAGCCGAGAGCCAGCCAUCGUCAGGUUCUCCUGCCCAUUCACAGGGAGUGGCCGCUGCACAGAGGUCAGGGAGUUUGCCAUUGUUCCCCUGCAUGCGGCCCCGGAGGACGCAGUAGCUGAGAUCGAUGCUCUCUAUGACGUCUACCUGGAUGUCCAAGAGAAAUGGGGCUUGGAGGACGUCAUGUUGAUGGGCGACUUCAAUGCGGGCUGCAGCUAUGUGAGACCCUCCCAGUGGUCAUCCAUCCGCCUGCGGAUGAGCCCCACCUUCCAGUGGCUGAUCCCUGACACCGCUGACACCACAGCUACAUCGACGCACUGCGCCUACGACAGGAUCGUGGUUGCAGGGACGCUGCUCCAGGACGCCGUUGUUCCCGACUCGGCUCUUCCCUUUAACUUCCAGGCUGCCUAUGGCCUGAGUGACCAACUGGCCCAAGCCAUCAGUGACCACUAUCCAGUGGAGGUGAUGCUGAAGUGAGCAGCCUUCCCCACGCCAGCUGAACUGCAGGAAGAGAGGACCCAUCCUGCCGCAGGAGCCAGACAAACAGCCCAACACUCAGGUUAAGAAAUACCUUUUAAUUUAGGUAAAUAAAGCUCAAGGCGGCGGG